Messenger RNA from Malassezia vespertilionis, 1164 nucleotides. RefSeq names its product Septin spn4 (gene spn4). The coding region runs from base 1 to 1164 and encodes 387 amino acids. The transcript is spliced from 4 exons. NCBI's taxonomy places the organism in Eukaryota, Fungi, Basidiomycota, Malasseziomycetes, Malasseziales, Malasseziaceae. Gene Ontology annotation, molecular function: molecular adaptor activity; GTP binding; GTPase activity. The record is from RefSeq and is a predicted model, not a curated record. Gene Ontology annotation, biological process: cytoskeleton-dependent cytokinesis. Gene Ontology annotation, cellular component: septin ring; cell division site; septin complex.
AUGUCGGCAGCUGACGGGAUGGCGACCAUGACUACAACAACUACGGAGCCAAUUGGGAUUUCCAAUCUGCCGAACCAGCGUCACAAGAUUGCCUCGAAGAAAGGCGCCAACUUCACCUUGAUGGUGGCUGGCAGCAGUGGUCUGGGCAAGACAACUUUGAUCAACACGCUUUUUCGCACCGAGCUGGCGCUUGGGCAAAACUACGCGCAGCGCUAUACGAAGCAGCUCUCCAGGUCUGUUGAGAUUGACAUUAUCAAGGCCGAGCUUGAGGAGAAGCAGUUCCGCGUGAAGCUCACUGUGAUCGACACGCCCGGGUUUGGCGACUACGUGAACAACAAGGACUGCUGGAUGCCCUUGGUCGAGUUUUUGGACGACCAGUACGAGCUGUACAUGCGCCAGGAGCAACAGCCGAACCGCAAAGGCAUCUCCGACCCCCGCGUGCAUGCAUGCUUGUACUUUAUCGAGCCUACCGGACAUACGCUCAAGCCGAUAGACAUUGAGACGAUGACGCGUCUCUCCCAGCGUGUCAACUUGAUCCCUGUGAUCGCCAAGGCGGACACGAUGGUGCCGCGCGACCUUGCACUAUUCAAGGAGCAUGUACGCGAGGCGAUCCGUAUCCACGGCAUUCAGGUCUUUUCCCCGCCUAUGGAUGCGAUUGACGAAGCGAGUGCCGAGCAUGCACGGGCAUUGAUGGCCAGCAUGCCAUUCAGCAUUAUUGGUAGCAACAAGGACGUGAGGACGCCCGAUGGACGUGUUGUUCGUGGCCGUGAAUACCUUUGGGGCGUCGCCGAGGUGGAGAAUGAAAACCACUGCGACUUUAAGAAACUGCGCUCCUUGCUGAUCCGUACGCACAUGCUCGACUUGGUCUCCAACACUGAGGACCUCCACUACGCAAACUAUCGCCAGGGGCAGAUGGAGAUGCGCAAGUUUGGCGAGCCCAGGAUGAAGAAGACGGAUAACCCACGCUUUAAGGAGGAGGAAGAGAAGCUCCGACGCAAGUUUACAGAGCAGGUCAAGCUCGAGGAGAGCCGGUUCCGCCAGUGGGAGCAGCAUCUCAUUGCUGAGCGCGACCGUCUUAACAAGGAUUUGGAAACUGCGCACGGUUCGAUCAAGCAGCUCGAGUCUGAAAUCGAAUCCAUGCAGCUCUCGCGCAGCAGGAGGUGA